Messenger RNA from Phytophthora nicotianae INRA-310, 2184 nucleotides. RefSeq lists its product as hypothetical. The coding region runs from base 1 to 2184 and encodes 727 amino acids. The transcript has 2 exons. Lineage: Eukaryota; Oomycota; Peronosporomycetes; Peronosporales; Peronosporaceae. The record is from RefSeq and is a predicted model, not a curated record. Gene Ontology annotation, molecular function: protein binding.
AUGCCUCAACCAUCAGCGGUAGUUAGUGGUAGCAAGGCCACUGCUCGAGGUCAACUGGGCCCACUUCCAUCCAUUCCUUUGCAAUGUUUGGCUCCAAUCGAAGGCAAGCUGUCCACAGACGCCGAUUUAUCUGCUCGGAAUGUGACUCAUCGAUCUCUCAAAGUGUUUGAAGAGAUUGUCGCCAAGUCGACGCAGAUCUUGAAGAAAAAAGUAUCUACGCCAAGUUACAAUGCACUUGGUGCAUUAAACUUGCAAAUGGGAGGUGGAGGCUCCAUCUCCAGCGCUCAGCAUUCCGUGUCGAUGCAGUACAGUCGAGGUUACGCGUAUUACCGCUUGCACCAAUACGCUCAAGCUGCUGAAGAUUUCUUAGAGUGUUCACGCAGCGAUCCAGAUCAUGCUGCGUCUGCACUUUACAACCGCGGCUGUGCCUUGUACAAACUAGGUAAGCAUGCCGAAGCGAUCAAGGAUUUGAGCAAGGCACUGAAACUUGACUCGAAAAAUCCCCUUUUUGUCGAAAGUCGAGCUCGAGUUCUCAAGGAAAUGGGUAAAUUUGAGGAAGCCAUCCUCGACUACUCUUGGCUUGAUACGCUUCGUCAUCCGACAGCACAGGCUACGGAUACGAACCAGACGCUCCUAUUAGAGUCCGUGUGUACUCCUGUCCAACCCACGAAUUCGUCGGCCGCGUUGGCAUACGAAGCCCAAGAGAGCAGUACGAAAGCUUGGCUCGAACAGUUCUUAAAGCAGAGUCCAGGAAGAACACGUAAUAAUGCCGAUGUGGUUGAGGCAGCACGUCUAGCUCGCUGUUGGGGUUUCUUUCGAGGCAUGCGACCUGCUAUGAUCGAGCGGUGUAUGCGGAACGCCACGUAUUAUCGUUUCGAGAAUGAUCAGGUUGUUGUCGAACAAGGAAAAAUUUCGUCAAGUUUUCACGUUGUACUGGACGCUGUGGCGUCUUUAGUGAAGACUGUCAAGUUUCAAGGACCAAGUUUACGGGAGCUAAGCACACUCUAUCAAGGUGAUACGAUCGGACUCGAGCCGUCGAGCGCGACUAAUGUUGACGGCCGACUUGUCAUGCUCCGAAAUCGAGCACAGCGCCAACAAAUGCUGCGUCCUCGUAUUGGCUCAAUUAGUUCUCCACUAAUGGCGUCAAUGCGCCUUCCGAAAGGCUUUCAGCCCAAUAGCUUCGGUUCGACAGCUCGAGCCGUCCAGAGUACGCUACGACCGAAAGAAAUAGCAACUUUUUCCUGCAUGGGUGAGGUGAGUUGCAUGCUGCUGGACGUGGAUGUUUACUUAAAUAUCUUGAGGGAACACGAGGAGCGAGUGCUGGAAGAACGCCUGCAAUUCCUGCACCGUUGUCACGCUUUCGGAACGUGUUCCGAAGAGAUGCUGGCAGCUCUCGCUGCAGUUUCGGGAUCAAAGCUCGUCGAUCCGAAUAAAGACGCACUGAAAGCUGGCGAGGUGGUGAAGCAGCUUUACGUUAUCAAGAAAGGAGUAUGCCACGUGGUGAAGAAGAUCGCGGUUCCUAAUGUUUCUCAUCGGACUUCGCUGCCUUCCAGACUUGGUGGCAGUAAAUCCGAAGACGCACUAACGUCUCGAUCGAGUGAUGGUUCUUGGGUGCUGGACAACGGCUGGAUGCUCACGAAUCCUCGGCUUGUUAGCAACGCUCAAGUGUUAGUUGCUACGAAGUCGCAACACUCGGAAGAAGUUACAGUUGCUGUACUUGCAAGUGGCCAACUUUUUGGUGAACUGAGCGUGUUGCAACCAGGUCAACACUCCCCCGUCACUGUUCGGACGCAAACGCUCGUCGAGUUGCUUGUCUUCGAAGAGGAAGACUUGAGUCAACUACGAGUACAGUAUAUGAGCGGAACCAUGAAUGCGUUGCAGGAAUCUCUGCUGUUUCACAACCCGCCACAUCAGAAACUUACUCAACUUCGUUGCGAUCUUACACACUGGACUCGUGAGAAGCGGAAUGUGCUGGAAGAGCUUUUUCCUCCGGAUUCUCCAGUGACAAAGUCUCCGAAAAAGAGCCUGAAGUCCAAGAAAGCAGUUAAGAUCAAGAAGACUGUGCUACCAGCUCCAGAGCCAACUGUGGUAUCUCCCUUAGCACAUCCUCGACCUUUGACGUCGCCAACUAAGAGGCAAACGAGGAGGAAGGACGAGCACGCUAGACGCAGCAUGAUCUACUAG